AUGGUUCCAGAUUAAUAUUAAUAAAGAAACCAAAAAAUACUUGAAAAUUAAAGUGAAACUAUAGAAAAUAAUAAUAGAUUAACUCUUGGCAUUUUUAAUAAUCCAAUAAAUAAUUCUUUAAGCAUCCCUGUGAAUAAUGUUUUAGGGAAAAACAGUGAAUAAUCAUCAUUUAAUAAAAAUAAUAAAAUUUAUAAUAGUGUUUUUGAUUUAUCAGCUCCAAAAGAUUUUAUUUAAAAUGCUUAAACAAAUAUAAAAUUAAAUUUAUCUCCUUCUAGAGUUAAAAAAAAUUAUUAAUGCUAAAAAUAAAAAGACUUUAUAUUAUAAGAUGUUGAUAAAAAACAAAUAAAAAAUGGAAAAAAACCUUAGUUAAAAUAACUUUAUCUUUAAGAAAAAGAUGGUGAUGACGAAAAAAAUAAAAAAGAUUAAGAUAAUAUAUAAAAUAAAAAAUAAGAAAACGAUGAUUUAAAUGAAAAUAAUGAAGAAGAAUAAGAAUAAGAAUAAGAAGAAGAAUAAGAAGAAAAAUAAGAAUAAGAAUAAGAAUAAGAAUAAGAAUAAGUAGAAGAAGUAGAAUAAGAAGAUGAUUAAGAUUAAGAUGAUGGUUAAGUUGAUGAUAAAGCAGAUGAUUAAGAUGAUGAUUAAGAUAAUGAUUAAGAUAAUGGUUAAGAUGAUGAUGAUUAAGAUGAUGAUUAAGUUGACGAUUAAAAAAGUUGA
Messenger RNA from Ichthyophthirius multifiliis, 711 nucleotides. RefSeq lists its product as hypothetical. The record is from RefSeq and is a predicted model, not a curated record. The transcript is spliced from 3 exons. Lineage: Eukaryota; Ciliophora; Oligohymenophorea; Hymenostomatida.